AUGUCGUUCUUCAACGCCAACCAGCAGCAGCAGCAGCAGCAGCAGCAGCCGCCGGGUGCCUCUGGCAAUGCCUUUUCCUCGCCCGGACCCCUCUCCCUCAAUGACCUCAACAAGGGCCCUCAGCAGCAGCAGCAGCCAGGCGGCCUCUUCGGCCAGCCACAGCAGCCGCAGCAGCAGCAGAGCGGUGGUCUCUUUGGCAACUCGGGCUUCGGCCAGCAGCAGCAGCAGCAGCAACGACCACAGCAGCCCUUUGGCUCCGGCUUCGGCUCCUCGUCCUCGGGCGGCGCCCCCUUUGGCAGCAGCACAGCAUCCUCCCAGCAGAUGGGCGGCGGAUUUGGCCAGUCGUUCCAGCAACCUCAACAACAACAACAACAACAACAACAGCAGCAGCAGCAGCAGCAGCCGGGGCUCUUUGGCCAGAACCAGCCAAACAACUUUGGCCCGCCGUCCUUUGCAAGCCAGUCGCAGCCCCAGCAGCAGCAGCAGCAGCAACCACAGCAGCAGCCUUUCCAGCCGCAGGGCCAGCAGCAAUACGGCAACCAGCCGCAGACCCAACAGUUCAGCUCGCCCUACCAGCAGCAGCAGCAAAACCAGCAGCCCCAGAUGAGCUAUGUCCCAGGCUACCUCAGCCAGGUCCGAGGCGACAAGCCCUACCGCUCGCCCGCCCGCCAGCUCGAGCCAGGGUCGCCGGAAAAGGGCGAGGCCGAGGCCAGCACCGCCUUCGGCACGCCCGCCUCCAAGUCGACCAAAGACGACUCCUCGUCCUCGUCGCGCAACCAGUCGUCUCCCGUCGGUCGUUUCAGCUCGAGCUUCUUCAACGACAGGCGGGACGACUCUGACGGAGUCAGCCGCUCCGGAUCCGUGGGGCCCGGGGCAUGGCGCGGCGGUCGGGGGAGCAUCUUCGGUGCGGGCGGCCUGCGCGGUGGUCGCCAGUCGAUGACGCCUGCGCCCAGCAGCGGCGGCGUGAAUGCACCCGAUACUCCCGCGUCGAGGAUGGCGGGCUCGGGCGACACGAGCUUCUCGCCCGGCCGGUCGUUCCGUGCGGCCACCAGCCCCCCCAGCGGCGGGCGGUCCAGCUCAUUCGCCGCCGGUAUGGAAGACGACGACGACGAUGCGCCGCCGCAGGAGAUACUCGACGACGUCAAGCCUUCCUCACCCGGCUCCGCCUUCUACGGCAACAGCUCCUUUUCGUCCUUUGGCGGGGCGGGCCUCGGUGUCGGUGCAGGCAGCGGCAGCGGUGCAGGAGCUGCUGGUGGCGCCGGACUCGGAAGUGGCAGCGGCCUCGGUGGAUCCGUGACCCCAUCCGGCGUCUCGCCUGGCGGCAACGGCGGUGGCAGCAACGGAGGCCGCGCCGGUGAGGCGCUGACGGGCCGCGCCGCCGUGCUGGACCGGGCGCAGCGCACCGUGCUCUUGUACGGCUACCCGCACUGGAUGGAAAAGGCGGUGCUGGAGCUGUUUGCGGGCAUCGGCGGGGUGGAGAUGAUCGAGUCCAUCGACAUCACGGGCAGCGGCUCUGCGCAGGACCAGGCGCAGGCCAACCCGACGGGGCCCUUCCUGCCGUGCUGCACGCGGCUCGUCUACGAGGCGAGCUUCCAGGCGCUCCACGCACUGCGCCGCAACGGCGAGAUUGUGGCGGGCGCGUGCAUCGUCGGCGUGCGGUGGGAAGACGAAAACUUCCACCAGAUCAGCCUAGCCAACGGCGUCGAUGCCGCGCUGCGCAGGGACAUCGUGCCGAGCAGCAGGACCAAGGAGGUGUUCCGCGCCGGGUCCAAGCCCCUCAGCAUCCCCAGUACGGCGGCCGGGUCAGCGUACGCUGCUGGCGGGGCCGCCGCGGGUGCGGGCCUUGGCGGCGCCUUCAACAACGGCAACAACGGCAAUGCUGCCUCGGCUUCCUCUUCGUCGCUGCAGGUCGAACACCGCAGGUCGCUGUCCACCUCGCCUUCGUCGGGCGCCCUCGCCCACAACGGAGGCGGGGCCAACAACAACGGCGCGGGAUCCUCGUCGGCCACCCAGCACGCCUACGGACGGCCACUCUCGGUCAUCUCGGGCGCGUCGGCCAUGCGCCCCUCGGCAUCGACCGCCUCUGGUCUGGCUGGAUCGCCCUUCCGCGUCGCCGGCAGCCUCUUUGGGACCGGCGGUGGUGCCGGUGCAGGCGCAGGGACGCCAUCAAAGUCGUCGGGCGAGGCGGCCAACGCGUCGCAGCUGCCGCGCGACAAGAGCGUCAUGGGUCGCAUCGCCGACGGCAUCUUUGGCUGGUAA
Molecule: messenger RNA, 2259 nt
Organism: Pseudozyma flocculosa PF-1
Lineage: Eukaryota; Fungi; Basidiomycota; Ustilaginomycetes; Ustilaginales; Ustilaginaceae
Exons: 2
Coding region: 1-2259 (752 amino acids)
Source: RefSeq, a predicted model, not a curated record